AUGAGAACGAUGGUUGAUUUAGGAAAGCAAAGAGAUCAUCAUCACUUGCAAAUUAUAAGCACUCCGACCACCGUCGAUUGCGCUCGUGAAUUCCGUCUCCGGCGAACUCUCCGUUCGUUUAUCGAGUGCAUGCUCCCAUACUGUUGCACUUACCAACACCAUUCUCCUUCAUACCAAAACGAUACCGUUUCAGUCUCUUCCUCUUCCUCCUCAUCUUCCUCUUCAGAACACUCUUCCUCCUCCUCCUCCUCCUCACAGAGUAACACCAUCGUAAGUGGAACCUUCUUUGGGCACCGUCGUGGCCGAGUAAGUUUUUGCCUUCAAGACUCCGCCGUGGGAUCUCCUCCGCUUCUCCUCCUCGAGCUAGCUGUUCCUACGGCGGCUUUAGCCAAGGAGAUGGAUCAAGCCGGUGUUCUGCGCAUAGCUCUCGAGUGUGACCGUCGUCGAAACAGCAGCAACAGUCGUUCCUCGUCGAUCUUUGAUGUUCCUGCGUGGUCCAUGUAUUGUAACGGAAGGAAAAUGGGAUUUGCUGUGAGGAGAAAGGUCACGGAGAACGACGCCGUUUUCUUGCGGAUGAUGCAGUCUGUCUCAGUUGGAGCUGGAGUUGUGCCGUCGGAUGUGGAAGAGCAGACGCUGUAUUUGAGGGCGAAGUUCGAGCGAGUCACUGGCUCGAGUGACUCGGAAUCGUUUCAUAUGAUGAAUCCUGGUGGUAGUUAUGGACAGGAGCUUAGUAUAUUUCUUUUGAGAUCGUGA
Molecule: messenger RNA, 753 nt
Organism: Thlaspi arvense
Lineage: Eukaryota; Viridiplantae; Streptophyta; Magnoliopsida; Brassicales; Brassicaceae
Source: the annotation of a GenBank genome assembly